CAUUGCGAAGAGCUGCUGGUGAUAAAGCAAAGUGGUAGAUAAACUGUUACAGUACUGUACGAUAUUUUAGAAUCUCGGCCGGUGCACCGCUUUUCGAAAAAAACAUUAGAGGUGGCGCAUUAGUUCAGUUAAAGCGACUCCGUUGUUGCAUUGAAUGCUGUAUUAACAUUUUGUGGACCUGCAGCAUAAAAUUGAGCUGAUUGAUUGUCAUUAAUUUUGUUAGCAACCGCUCUACGUUUGUGCAGCUGGCAGCAGAUUACUGCGCAACAACACUUAAGCCAUCCGCACCAUGGGUAAAUUCGGAUUAUGUGUUCUUCUCCUGCAUCUGAGCGCGUUGUCAGUAUGGGGACAAAAUGAAGCCGGUACUUGUCCGGCGCCCGGUCAGCCGGGAUACACGGUGGGAUGCAAUUCCAAGACUGCCAGCAUGGAGCAGUUCCGGGCGAAGAGCAUCGGUCCAGAUGACAUUUUGACCACCAAUCAGGGUGUGGAGAUUGCUGACAAUCAGAACUCUCUGAAGGCCGGCAGCCGCGGACCAACUUUGUUGGAAGAUUUUAUCAUGCGGGAAAAGAUCACCCACUUCGAUCACGAAAGGAUACCAGAGCGUGUUGUGCACGCGCGUGGCGAAGGCGCUCACGGUUAUUUCCAGGUGUACUCGUCGCUGGCCAACAUUACCAAAGCCAAAUUCCUCCAGGAUCCUAACGUGCAGACGCCGGUGUUUGUGCGCUUCUCCACGGUGGGAGGCAGCCGCGGGUCAGCUGAUACUGUGCGAGAUAUCCGUGGUUUUGCCACCAAAUUUUACACGGAAGAAGGCAACUUCGAUAUUGUCGGCAACAAUGCACCGGUGUUUUUCAUUCAGGACGCCAUCAAAUUUCCAGAUUUCGUCCACUCAGUCAAGCCGGAACCGCACAAUGAAAUCCCUCAAGCCUCGUCCGCUCAUGAUAACCUGUGGGAUUUCGUUGGUCAGCAACCGGAAACAAUGCACGCCAUUAUGUGGCUGAUGAGUGACCGUGCCAUUCCGCGAUCACUGUCCAUGAUGGAAGGCUUUGGCGUCCACACUUUCCGCUUAAUCAAUGCCGACGGUGUUUCCCGCUUUGUGAAAUUCCACUGGAAACCCAAACUGGGUGUUCACUCACUGGUGUGGGACGAAGCCCAGAAAUUGGCCGGCAAAGACUCCGAUUUCAACCGUCGUGAACUGUGGGAAGACAUUGAAGCCGGUAAUUUCCCAGAAUGGGAGCUGGGCCUCCAGGUCGUUGAAGAGGGCGAUGAACUGAAAUUCGAUUUUGACCUUUUGGACCCCACCAAGAUCAUUCCCGAAGAACUGGUGCCGGUGCAGCGCGUUGGCAAAAUGGUACUGAACCGUAAUCCGGAUAAUUUCUUCGCCGAAACCGAACAGGUGGCGUUCUGUGUGGCGAACAUUGUUCCCGGUAUUGACUUCACCAACGAUCCCUUGAUGCAAGGUCGCCUGUUCUCGUACCUGGACACCCAAUUAUCGCGCUUGGGCGGACCCAAUUUCCACGAAAUCCCCAUUAAUCGUCCAGUGUGCCCCUUCCGUAACAACAACCAGCGCGACGCCAUGCAUCGUACAACCAUCAACGUCGGCAAAACCAACUACGACAUCAACACCCGCAACAAUGGACUGCCUAAGCAAGCGCCAUCGGGCAGCGGUUUCUCCAGCUACCAUCAGCAAAUGGACGGAGCCAAACUCCGCCAGCGCAGUCAGUCGUUUUCAGACCACUACUCACAGGCUACCCUCUUCUGGCAGAGCAUCUCCCAACCGGAACAGGACCAUCUGGUGUCGGCCUUCUCCUUCGAGCUGAGCAAACUCGAAGCGGAUGCCAUCCGCAUCCAAGUCCUGACCAAUCUGCAGAAUAUCGACGCCCAGUUGGCCAAACGCGUCGCCGAUAAUCUCGGCAUGCCGCUGCCGCCCAAAGAACAGAAUGCAUAUCCCAAACCCGUCACGCCCUCACCGGCUCUUAACCAAGCCACUACGGCGAAGACCAGCAUCGAGACACGGCGGAUUGCCAUUCUGGCGGCGGACGGCGUGGACGGGCAGUCCGUGGAGGAUAUUAAAGCCUGGGCAGCUGAGAAUAAAGCCAAAGCCAAGGUCAUUGCCCCGCAUGCCGGCAAGUUGCGGUCGGCAACCGGACAAGACAUCCAAGUGGACGGCACCAUUGUGGCCAAUCCGUCCAUCUUGUUCGAUGCCUUGUUAAUUCCCGGUGGUAAUCAGAGUAUUAAGACGCUGCAGGAAGAUGGCGGAGCGGUGCAUUACGCUUUGGAAGCCUAUGUGCAUUACAAGCCCAUCGCCGCGGCGGCGGAAGGAGGCGAUUUUCUGGCUCACAUUGGGCUGAUUCCCCGGCUUAAACAUCGUGACCUUCCGGAAGGGAUGAUCGUUGCCGAAAAUGUUGACGAUGGCUUCAAGCAACAGUUUUACAAUUACAUCGCACAGCACAGAUUUUUCAAUCGCCAGCGCGUCAAAGCCAUUCCAGCCUAAAUUGCCGCCUUUUUAGAAAUUGAAGUAUUGUUUUUUUUUGUUAAAAUAAUGAUAUUCAUCAGUGUUAUCUAUGCAGUGUAUGAUACUAAAAAACACGUCGGUCG
This is a messenger RNA of Paramacrobiotus metropolitanus, 2595 nucleotides long. RefSeq names its product catalase HPII-like. The record is from RefSeq and is a predicted model, not a curated record. Lineage: Eukaryota; Metazoa; Tardigrada; Eutardigrada; Parachela; Macrobiotidae. The transcript has 4 exons. Bases 290 to 2491 code for a protein of 733 amino acids. Gene Ontology annotation, biological process: response to oxidative stress; hydrogen peroxide catabolic process. Gene Ontology annotation, cellular component: cytosol. Gene Ontology annotation, molecular function: heme binding; catalase activity.